GGCAUCAGCUGGUCGAGCGAAGCGGGACUCGAACCUGCGGCACACGGGACAACAGCAGCGACGACACGGCCACAGACCCGAGGGGCACCAGCCUCCUCCUCCUCCAGCACCUCCUCCACAUCCACCUCCUCCUCCUGCUCCUCCUGCUCCGAAUUUCUCAAGGGGACUACUAGGAGAGAGAAGCUGAUUUUCCCCGGAAAGAAGAACUCGUGGGCGUGAGACUCCACCAACGUGUCUGCUGAGAAUCCAAUACAACUACUGGAUGCUGCAACUGAGAACGAGAGAGGAAGAGGAGGAAGAAACAGUCAAAGAGAGAAAAGGAGAGAGAGAACUUGUCCUCCCCAGAGUCAAGAGGGGGGGUGUUUGGUCACAGAGAUCAUUGUUCGGCAGAAGUUUCUCAAGGGAGAACCGGCCAUUGAAAAGUCUGUAAUGGCUGAGCCGUCGUCAGCCCAGGUGACCGAGUGCACCUGAACAGAACUCGUUUAUUACUGCGACUUCAAGAAAGGACUGACUCCUAAGAAUCCUCUGAAUCCUCUGAAUCCUCUUUGCCUGGAUUUUUAUUUUAUUCUAUUUUUGGUGGUUUUACCUGGAAGUGAGAAACGAGCACCUGAGAGCGUAUGACUGUGAUUUUUGGGACCGUCUGAGUCGAGCUGCUGAGGCUCAAGCAUCCAUGGGCUGGAAUGCAUAUUCUCACAUAUGGAAGCAGACUUAACAGGACUGUUUGAGCCUGUGACGGCCCUGGAGGCGGCCAUGUUGGAUCUGUUCCUCAGAGUGCCGGUGUCGACCCGCCUUCACCCGACGACUUGCAGCACCACGCUGCCAACCUAAGCCAUCUCUCUCUCUCUCUCUCGCUCUCUCGCUCUCUCUCUCUUCCUGCAUUCCUUUGCUUCCUCCGCCUGGUCAGGAGAAAGGUCCUUUGAAGGAACAUGUCCUAUGCACACGACCACACGCUGCUGACCUGGAGCUCACCUCACCUCACCCUCCUGCCGCUGACCUACCUCUGGCUCCUGGCUCCAGCCACAGGUGUGUCAGCAGAUGUCUGCCGGGUGACCGGCGGCGUGCUGGGGAUCCACUGGAGCAGCACCAUCGGCCUGGGUUGGCAUCCUCUAGCAACGGGCCGAGCCGGGGCGACGUGUUGGGAGUCCUGCUGCUUGAAUCCGAGCUGCGACGCCGUGUGGAGCCUCGGCGGGCACUGUGUGCUCCUCAGCUGCUCCCAGAAGGGGGGCUGCCUCAUCUCCUUCCUGCCCCAGCCCCACCAGGAGUCUCUUGGCUUCCUGCAGCUGAUCGCCAAGGGUCCCAUCACAGCGAGACGUAGAAAGGCUCGCAAUGCACCGCAAACAGGAAGCCACCCGCCGCACACAGGACACCUGAAUGACACGGAAAGUCCCAACCUGGAAACAGAUCAUCCAACUCUUUCUGCACCCAGCACCAUCCCCCUUCUUCAGAAGCCCCAAAAGAACCUCAGCCAUUCAACCAAUGGGAGUUCGGACUCCUCUGAGGUUCCAUCACAAAUCAGCUCGACGACACUGCACGACACUGUUGAGACUCCUCCGUCUUCCAAUGGCAGUGAUGUCACCUCACCCACAGCGACUGAAGCUGCCACCGUCACCACUACAACACAGGCUGUGAGGGAGCUGGUGGUGUCAGCGGGGGAGAGCGUGGAGGUGACGCUUCCCCGCAGCUCGGUCGAACUCAACGCCUUUGUGGUCCCAACAUCACCAGAAGGGACAGACUAUACAUUUGAAUGGCGCCUGAUUACACAUCCCAAAGACUACAGCGGGGAGGUGGAAGGGAAGCACAGCAAGACGCUAAAGCUCAGCAAGCUGACCGUGGGCCUGUAUGAGUUUGAGUUGACGGCGGACGGGGAGGGGGCUCACGGUGAAGGUUACGUCAAUGUCACAGUCAAACCAGAGCCGCGGAUAAACAAGCCGCCUGUUGCCAUAGUUUCCCCGAAGUUCCAGGAGAUUUCCUUGCCGACCAGCUCUACGGUGAUAGACGGCAGCCAGAGCACAGAUGAUGACAAGGUGGUUGCUUGGCUGUGGGAAGAGGUCAAAGGUCCCCUGAGGGAGGAGAAGGUCUCUGCCGACACCGCCAUCCUCACCCUCACCAACCUGUUGCCUGGGAACUACACGUUCAGUUUGACCGUGACGGACUCGGACGGAGCCACAAACUCAACACAGGCCAACCUCUCUGUCCACAAAGCCAAGGACUACAGGCCCCAGGCCAAUGCCGGCGCAAACCAGGCUCUCCAGUUGCCACGGAACUCCAUCACUCUGUACGGCAACCAAAGCACAGACGACCAUGAUACCCUGUUGUAUGAGUGGUCCCUCAGCCCGGAGAGCAAAGAUAAAGUGGUGGAGAUGCAGGGUGUGCGGACACCGAUCCUGCAGCUGUCGGCGAUGCAGGAGGGAGACUACACCUUCCAGCUGACCGUGACCGACUCAUCCGGACAGCAGGCAACCGCCCAGGUCACGGUCAUUGUGCAACCAGAAAACAAUAAACCACCCGUGGCAGAUGCAGGACCAGAGAAGGAGCUGACGCUGCCGGUGGACAGAACCACACUGGACGGCAGUAAGAGCAGCGAUGAUCAGAAGAUCGCCACCUACCACUGGGAACAAACCAGUGGUCCUGAUAAUGUGAAGAUUGAGAACGCAGGCGCAGCCGUUGCCACGAUUACGGGCCUCGAGGUCGGCAAGUACGAGUUCACCCUGACGGUAACGGAUGACAGGAAGCUGAAGAGCACCGACAAGGUCUCGGUUAUCGUCAGAGAAGAACUGGACCAACCGCCGGUGGCUCACGUCCUGUCGAGUCCACCUGUCUCGCUGCCGGCCAGGACCGCCACUCUGGACGGAUCUCACACAACAGACGACAAAGGCGGAGUCACUUUCCUAUGGACGAGAGACGACAGCAGCCCUGCAGCAGGAGACGUACUGAACAACUCUGACCACCAGGCGGUGCUGUUCCUGGGAAACCUGGUGGUUGGGAAGUACAGUUUCCAUCUGUUAGUGACUGACAGCAAAGGACAGACCAGCACUGACAGGGGAACCUUGGAGGUCAAACCAGACACGUGGGAGCGGGACCUGGUGGAGCUGGUGUUGGAGGUCUCGGUAUCGCAGGUCUCCCACCGGCAGCGGGACAUGCUGCUGCGGCAGGUUGGGGUUCUACUGGGCGUGCUCGACAGCGACAUCAUAGUGCGAGAGAUCCGUGCGUAUAAUGAGCACAGUACUCGUCUGGUCUUCCUGGUGUCAGGCGGUCCGGGGCGCCCCCCUCUGUCCGGUCACAGCGUUGCACUCGGCCUACGCAACAAACUGCGCAAACAGAAGAGCGACUUCCUCAUUUACAAGGCUCGACGUGUGGACACAGUCAUCUGCCAGCUGAACUGCUCCGGCCACGGCGAGUGUGACUCGUUCACCAGGCGAUGUGUCUGUCACCCGUUCUGGAUGGAGAACUUCAUCAGAGCUCAGCUCGGAGACGCAGAGAGCAACUGUGAGUGGAGCGUGCUCUAUGUGACUAUAGCAUCUUUUAUGAUUUUGGUUGCCAUGGCAACAAUUGUCUGGGGGAUAGUGUGUUGCUGCAAAAGACGAAAGAGCAAAGUGCGCAGAAGUAAAAGUCGAUACAAGAUGCUGGAGGCGGACGAGCAGGACGGUCUGGAGCUUCAGCUGCAGAGAGUCGCCCGUAUGAAGCCCGUCCCAGCCCCCACCUCUUCCGCCCUCAUGCACUCGGACUCGGACCUGGACAGUGACGAGGGGCACGGAGGGGUCCCGUGGACGGACCAGGAGCGGGGGCACCUCCUGCGGCCCCAGAACGGCUCCCUGAGGAACGGCCAGGGGCCGGUCAGGGGCAAGAAGCAAAGAGAGGAGCUGCUAUAGCAGGAGAGGAGGGGGGAGCUCACCGCGGCUCUCGUACAUCCCUCCUCCACCCCUCUGUUCCUCACUCUUCCUCUGCUUCUUUUGUUGUUGUUCAACACAAAAACCUCACACCUCUCAUCCAUGAAGACGGACAGCGGGACACCUGGAUUUAAAAAAAGGGAGAGAGGGAAAAACAUGCUGGAAACGUGUUGUCCCACUGGCACGGAAAAAACACCAUUAUACUGGAAUGUCCCUGAUCACCACACUGAUCCAACUUGGAGGGAAAGAACUAAAACGUUAAAUGAGAAUUCUGGGGAGACCACUGUGUUUUGUAUAAAAUAUAACAUAGACCCCUAUUAUUUAACACACAGAGACAAAAAGAAUGUACUGUCACCCUCUGACUGAGGCACGCGUUAGUUAGAGGCCGCGGGAGAGAACACUAGCCUGAGUUACACUUGACUUCCUGGAUUUGAUAAAACACACAAAAAUAAACACUGCUGUGAUGACACGAGCACCAGCCACUUGACACUCUCACUCCUCGCCUCUUGUAGACGUGCAUGUUCGCACACAACUUAUUCGAGGUCGACCCGGUGCUACCAAACAGCGCCGUGUGAAAACCAACUGUCAACUCUGCUCUGGGGAUUUUGUUUGAGAAAAACGCAACAGAACAGCUUCAGACAACAACAACAACAACAAUUGUGCAUGAGAAGUCAGAUUGCAGUUGUGGUACAAAAUGACCUUGGAAUGACCGCCUGCAUGUUUGUGUGGAUUAGUUUGGCUGCUGUGGCAAAAGAUGUGAUCUUUAGCUCGGUUUUUUUUUUUUUAUGUCGUGAUGUCAGUUAUGGCGGAAGCACCGUGCUUUUAUUGUGAAGGUUUUCUCUGUGGAUUAAAUCCACACACACACACACUCACACACUGGAUCACACAACUUUAAUGAGUUUGCUCUCAGCGGGGGGGAAGAUAACGAGGAGACAGACAUGAAGUUCACAACAACGUCCCGACACUGUUUCCUCCUUCAUCUCAUGUAACGACUGCUUGAACCUUGAAGACCACUUUUAUUUUAUUUUAUUUUUUAAACAAACAACCUUUACGCUGUGAUUAAGUGUCCGUGCACUUUUGAUUUCCUGUCAGGUUGCAUCUUAUUUUGUCUCGCUGGUUGAUCUGUGAUGGUUAAAGUUGGAACUUCAGCUGGAAACACAGGCCGAUGCAGCUUUCAGUGUAGAAAACGCUGUAUAUCCUUGACUUUAAAGACCAAAUGAGCUGAUGUCGUUUCUCCAACCUGGAUGCAGCUCGUGUCCAGAGGCAAACUCAGUGAUUUGGUAUGAACAUGUUUGCUUUAGUGAACAGGAUAGGACAAGCUUCAGCUGUUUCUGGAAUUCCAGACUCCGCCAAGGCCCGACAGUCCUUAAAUUCAACCAAGCUGCACCAACUUACAGAGACUCAUGAAUAUCAGUACGAUAAAUACGAUUGUUUUAAUCGAGAUCCAUUCAUUAUUUCUAAGGAGAUCAGGGGAAAUGCAAAGAAAAAGCCCCUAUUUUACAGCGUUGGAGAAAGUGAAUAAAAACAUUCCAGGAGACCUUUUGUCCAGAUUUGCUCCAAAAUUAGAGUUCUGUAAUUUUGUUAACAAACAGACAAAAGGAAAUGAAAACAUUACUUCCUAGUCGGAGGUAAUUAUCAUCCCUGAAGACCACGUUUAUCUUUGCUUCUCUACUGGCACAUUUUCACUAAAUGUAACAUGAGGAUCACAAAAAAGACCAUCUGUAUAAGUGACACAACCGAGACUAAACAAAUCACCACUAAUCCUCCAUUUGUUAUAAAAAUCGAGUUGUGUCCUCAAACGAAACCUGAAAACUGAGUUUAAUCCUUGGGAAACAAAUGAUUUCUUCCCACAAACACGACAAAGAUCAGGAGGUUAAUCUGAGGGAGGUUUGCUUCUUCUCAUGGGAGCUCAUCGCUGUGGAUACACCAGGACACAGUAGGAAGUCUGUAGUAACCGAGAAGAGAGAGAGAGAGAGAAGGAAAAACAACGGAGCAGUAAUCAGAGAAGUUUCUGGGCUGAAUGAAAACUUUAACCACGUUACUCCUCUUUACGAACGCCUCAGCGUGUGGUCGCUCUCGCGUGCAGAAUGUGAAACUGAUCCACGAGACACUUUUUCUUUGGUUGUUGAAUGUGGAAAGGGUACGGUGUUAACUCUGUUUGGCUCCUACUCUGUGUGAAAUAAGCAAUCAGGUUUUCUUACUGUUCAGUCAUUUCAUGCUGAUGUUACUUCUGCUGUUCAUAGCAUCAGACCAGCUCAGAGGUUUAUUAUUUAAUAUUUUGGCCUAUUUUUGCCAGUUUCUGAGAGGCAAAGUAAAAUCAAGUGAAUCGAAAUGCAAACACUGUAAAUCUUCAUCUUUUCACACGUUGAAGUAAUUUUAUAUUUGAGCCAUUUCUCUUUUCUUUCUUUUUUUGUUGCACAUCUUUAUUUUGGUGUCAUUGCCAAGACUCGAUGUUGAUUCACUAAUUUCUUGUUUAGGCCUUUACCUUUCACCAAAAGUUCGAAUAUAUAUAUAUAUAAAAUCAAUUUAAGGAUCCAAAAUUCUGCAUUUCUCAUGUUACAUGUGCGACAUUUUCCCGUCACAUUUGGAAUUUGUCGACGUAAGUGAAUUGACCUCGACUCUGAUGGAGUCCACUGUGAAGGCAGACAGACAAACAGGUAGCAACUGUUAAAUGAAGGGAAUUUAAUUUUAAAAUGUUUCAGUGAAGUUAUUCCUCUCUUUCUUUCGUUGUGCGUGUGACCAGACCUGAUGCAACUGGAUCAUCUGUAAAUUCCAAUAAAAAAUGUUUGUUCUUGCGUUUUCUCAGA
Limanda limanda (common dab) is the source of this 6694-nucleotide messenger RNA. RefSeq names its product KIAA0319-like ortholog. Bases 927 to 3869 code for a protein of 980 amino acids. NCBI's taxonomy places the organism in Eukaryota, Metazoa, Chordata, Actinopteri, Pleuronectiformes, Pleuronectidae. The transcript has 25 exons. Gene Ontology annotation, cellular component: plasma membrane; cytoplasmic vesicle. The record is from RefSeq and is a predicted model, not a curated record.